GUGUGUGUGUGUGUGUGUGUGUGUGUGUGUGUGUGUGGUUUGGGCGUGUUACCCUCUCUGAAUAGCUCUUUUAUUUUGAAGUUUCUCUGAGUUGUUCUUCAGUGCUGAGCCUUGUUCUUAGUUCUCAGUCAUGUCGAGCAUCAGCGCCCCUCACAGCAGCUUGGUCCUCGCCCAGAAGGCCGUGAAGCAGCUUCGUCUGGAGGCCAGCGUGCGUCGGAUCAAGGUUUCUCAGGCAGCUGCAGAACUGAAGACCUUCUGCCUGCAGAACGCCCACAAAGACCCCCUCCUCACCGGGGUGCCCUCCAGUGAUAACCCCUUCAGGCCCCCCAAAUCAUGCAUCCUCCUCUGACACCUGUGAAAGAGUGCAAAAAAACAGACGCCUGAUCACUGUGGAUUUCUGUCAUGUGCCCCGAUGCCUCUGAAGAAAAGGAAGACAAGAACAAACACACACACCCCAAACACUGAAGUGUUGUUUAUGUCAGACUGCAUCAAAAUAUCCCUUUUAAAGAGUUCCAAAAAUUCUGAAUGCAAAAUGUUUCUAUUUAGCUCUUUUUGAAGAAAUGUUGAUUCCUGUAAUUAUUUUUGAAACACAGGAGCCUCUAAAUGCCAUUUUGUGCACGCUAGGCAAAUACAAUCUAUAAAGCAGAAUGAACUCUUGAAAACAAGAGGAAGCAAAAUCGACAAACUAAUGUACAUGGAUGGGAAGUCGCACUAUUCACCAUUAAAAGCCACAUGUUUGUUUCUGUCCUCUGUCUUUGAAGCUUUGAAUCUUAGUUUUUUAAAACAAUAUAACCUAUACCAAUCUUCGAAUUUACUGCAAAUCAUUAUUAUUUCCUGCUAAAAUAAGAUCACACAAAUCGUGUUUUUAGUUAUGGUUGCAAGACAUUUCACAUCGACUCACAAUGACUUGUGUUCAAAACAUACUAGAAUAGAGCAUACAACUUAUAUAAAUUACUGUGAAAGGAGCAGUUCCUUGAUAUAUAUAAAUAUACAUUUGCAUCAUUGAAUAACCAAUACAUGUUUUACAGUGAUUAUAACAACUAUUACAAUGUCAUAAUAUCCUGCCUGCCAUUGAUGACCUUUAUACAGAAUGUCGUGAUUACACACCGCUUUGCUUGCAUCUGUAGCACGUUGAUGAUUAAGAUGCUGCUACAUGUUUGUAUAUACUAUUAGUUCAUUAAAUUAUU
This is a messenger RNA of Eleginops maclovinus (Patagonian blennie), 1187 nucleotides long. RefSeq lists its product as uncharacterized. Gene Ontology annotation, molecular function: G-protein beta-subunit binding. The transcript is spliced from 3 exons. Bases 131 to 349 code for a protein of 72 amino acids. Gene Ontology annotation, cellular component: heterotrimeric G-protein complex. Gene Ontology annotation, biological process: G protein-coupled receptor signaling pathway. Lineage: Eukaryota; Metazoa; Chordata; Actinopteri; Perciformes; Eleginopidae. The record is from RefSeq and is a predicted model, not a curated record.